Molecule: messenger RNA, 492 nt
Organism: Toxoplasma gondii ME49
Lineage: Eukaryota; Apicomplexa; Conoidasida; Eucoccidiorida; Sarcocystidae
Exons: 2
Coding region: 1-492 (163 amino acids)
Source: RefSeq, a predicted model, not a curated record
AUGCCUACACUCGGAGUUUGCCUCUGGUGGUGCUCUAACAACUACUGCGGUUACAGGCCUCCCUAUCCGUCGCCGACAGAGAUUGCUUUUCUCGCUCUGGAGCCUAGACAGAAUGCAGGUUCGGCCUCUUCUGAAUCAUCCCAGAGCUAUUCAGGCCAAGAGCCGCAGUCCGAGGUCAACGCGGAUGCAGCGGCGUUAACAGAUGGCAAAAGAUACGCGCAGCAGUUUGAUUGUGCAGUUGUUUCCAACGUGGCGACAACGCCUCUCUUCAAGCACUGCGGGGUUCUCGCAGAUCCACCACCGAGAAGAAAAUCUCGGCUGCCCGGCGAGGUCGAAUCCAGUGAUGAGCCUGUGCAGCAAAGUGGUGAAAAAGUUAUCAAGGAGACUCUAGGCUGCAGUACCCCUGUUUGCGGGGACGCGCCAGCGGAACCCUCUUUUCUUGAACGCUGCCUCAAGCCGACCGCACUUGUGUGUGUAGAAACUUUCAAGUGA